GUUGUUUGACAUAGCACACUUUUGAUUGGAUAAAGAGGCGGAAAUACAUUGAGUGUAAAGAGCGGUACAUUUCGCGGCAAAAAGCCUGCGCCUGAAUUUUGCAGCGCGCGGAAUUGUAAGAACACAUUGGCAAGACGACUGGCCUGGGGUGAAUUGCAGCAGUGGCACCCAUAUCGUCAACUACCAUUAUUCCGAAUUGUACACUUUUCUAUUUGCAGUAAAAUGUAUAAUCAUGGUGGUUAUGGAGAGAGCACGGGUGGAGGGUACACCCAGUCUCCAGGAGGUUUUGGGUCUCCUUCAGCCUCCCAGGGAGGAGAGAAGAAGAGGUUGCGGGCCCAACACAUCAUCCCCUGCACAGUGUCCCAAAUCAAGUCGGCUAUCCAGUCCGAGGAUGUCUUUAAAGUAGGGGAGGUGGAGAUCGCCCAGGUCACGAUAGUUGGAGUGAUCAGAAGCAUGGACAAAUCCAUGACCAACAUCCAGUACAUAGUGGAUGACAUGACUGCUGGUCCUAUGGAUGUGAAGCAGUGGGUGGACACGGAGGAACUCAGUGUGGACAACACGGUCAUCCCCCCAGGCACCUAUGUCAAGGUCUCUGGGAAUCUCCGAUCCUUCCAGAACAAUCGCUCUCUGGUGGCGUUUCGCGUGAGGCCCUUGGAGGACAUGAAUGAGAUUACUUCGCACAUGUUAGAAGUGGUGCAGGCUCACAUGCAGCUGAACAAACCACAGGCUAUGAUGAUCAGUGGUGGUGGAGGAAUGGGCAUGGCCUCUGUGCCUGCAUCUAACAUGGGCAUGGGUGGCACGAACACCAUGGGAGGCGGCGGCAGCUAUGGAGGUGCCAGCUCUGUGGUCUCCAAUGGCCUGAGUCCCAAUCAGAAUCAGGUGCUGUGUCUGAUUAAGAGCUGUCCUGAGCCGCAGGGCAUCAGCAUACAGGAGCUCAAGCAGAGACUGAGCGCAAUGAGUGUCAGCAUCAUCAGGCAAGUGGUGGACUUCCUCAGUAAUGAAGGACACAUUUUCUCCACCAUCGACGAAGACCACUUUAGAUCAACUGACAACGAGGCCUAGGGCACCCCUUCUGCCCACGGCACUUGGGUCCUCAACACGCGUCAUCUCUGUCCUGCACUUCGGAGUACUCCAUCUAGUCACCAAGAGCAGUUGGCCACUGAAACCACCAUCUAACAAAAGAAUGGCCUGAUUUCCUGCCCUGGCUAGCUGGUUUCGUAGCAUCUGUUGUGUGCUUCCUGAACUGCUCUUUCAAAUUUGAACAGUUUGACAGAAUGAGCAGAGGAGCCAUUAGUAGGGUAUAAGUUGUUUUAUGAUGUAAGCAAAAUGACACAUUACUCAUACAAUACUUGGUGAAAUGUCUGUAAAUGUUCUCCUUUGUCUGUUAAAAGGAUUAAAAUAUCUUUUCUUAAAUAUGUAUAUACAAA
Clupea harengus (Atlantic herring) is the source of this 1427-nucleotide messenger RNA. It is a transcript of the gene rpa2, whose product is annotated as replication protein A2. The record is from RefSeq and is a predicted model, not a curated record. Gene Ontology annotation, biological process: nucleotide-excision repair; double-strand break repair via homologous recombination; DNA replication. Gene Ontology annotation, cellular component: nucleus; site of double-strand break; chromosome, telomeric region. Gene Ontology annotation, molecular function: single-stranded DNA binding. Lineage: Eukaryota; Metazoa; Chordata; Actinopteri; Clupeiformes; Clupeidae.